Molecule: messenger RNA, 1540 nt
Organism: Haplochromis burtoni (Burton's mouthbrooder)
Lineage: Eukaryota; Metazoa; Chordata; Actinopteri; Cichliformes; Cichlidae
Product: caspase-3
Exons: 6
Coding region: 529-1335 (268 amino acids)
Biological process (GO): apoptotic process; proteolysis; erythrocyte differentiation
Cellular component (GO): cytoplasm
Source: RefSeq, a predicted model, not a curated record
CAUUACUGCUCACUGUCUGACUCCGCGUACAGUCAUAUGAAACAUAAAGUUUCUGCAGGAUGCUGUACAGUCUGUGAAAAACAUGCACACCCAAUGAUUCAGCAGCUUGCAGAACCACGUUUAGCCACACAAGCUUGAAGUAAUUGUUUUCUGUAUAAGCAAAUAUUCCUCUACAGUGAUGUCCUUAUCAGUUCAUCACAAUUUUGGCUCGCUCUUCUUUGCUACAUUGCCUCAGUUCAUUGAGACUUUGCAGGCAUUUAUUUAUGCACAGCUCUCUUCGGGUCUCGUUACAGGACUUCGGGUGAUUGCAGCAUGUUGAUUCUUUGCUUUUUCAGCCUUUCUGUUCUAGAUUUGCCGGUGCCAUCAGGAUCAUAUGAGCCUUAGCUUUAGCUAUUAGGCAGAUGGCCUCACAGUUCAUUUUAGAAUAAUUUGCUAUGCAGAGGAGUUCAUGAUUGACUCAACGCCUGUCUGCUUGGUGCCCAGGUCCUGUAUCUGCAAACCAAGCCCAAAUCAUCCCCCUCAGUCAGCAUGAGGAAACAAGCAAAUGCAGGAAAGGAUAAGACCAAGGAAACGAACAGCAGCAGACCAGAAGCCUCUGACUCUUACCGCUACAAGAUGGACUACCCAUGCAUCGGCACCUGUUUGGUUAUCAACAACAAGAACUUCCACCCAACAAUAGGGAUGAGCACUCGUGAUGGCACAGAUGUUGAUGCUGCCAAUGUUGAGAACACCUUCAGUAAGCUGGGCUACAAGGUCAAAGUGCACCAUAACCAGACUGCGGCGCAGAUGAAGAAACUAAUGCUAGAUGCAUCCAAAGAGGACCACAAGAACAAUGCAUCAUUCGUGUGUGUGCUGCUUAGUCAUGGAGAUGAGGGUGUGAUUUACGGCACCGAUGGCCCCGAAAGGUUCGAUACCCUGGCAAAGUGCUUCAGAGGAGACUACUGUGCGGGUCUGGUGGGGAAGCCAAAGCUCUUCUUCAUUCAGGCAUGCCGUGGUACAAACCUGGAUGAGGGAGUCAUUGAGACCGACAGUGUUGGAGACGGGCAGACGUCUGAGAAGAUUCCUGUGGAGGCCGACUUCUUAUACGCCUAUUCCACUGCUCCAGGAUACUACUCAUGGAGAAACACAACCUACGGCUCCUGGUUCAUACUGAUGUUGUGUGAGAUGUUGGAGCGCUACAGUGGGAAGCUGGAUCUGAUGCAGAUCAUGACGCGAGUCAACUACGGUGUUUCACGCUACUUCGAGUCCUCCAGCAACCUGCCUGGCUUUGGUUGCAAUAAGCAGAUCCCCUGUAUCGUCUCUAUGUUGACCAAAGACUUUUACUUCCCCGUCUAGAUUUACAUGGUUGAACCUCAAUCAUCUUUGUUCUCCUUGACCAAAUGCAAAGUCUGGUGCUGUGCUGCAGCUGAUGCAAAGCAGGAUGAUAGUGAUUUAAAUGUGACUAAACCCAUUUGCACAAUUGGCACUUAGAUUAGUGAUACUUUCAUUGAUUUUAGUGUUGGAUGUAUGUUUGUAUUAAAGUGAAAAAAAAAAACCUUAA